CUCCUCCGCCCAGGGCGGGCGCGGGCAUCUCGGAGCCGCGGGCUGCGGGGCGAGGGGCCGGCCUGGAGCGCCAUGAGUAGCCCGGAUGCGGGAUACGCCAGUGACGACCAGAGUCAGGCCCGAAGCGCGUUGCCAGCGGUGAUGGCCGGGAUGGGCCCCUGCCCGUGGGCCGAAUCGCUGAGUCCCCUCGGGGACAUGAAAGUGAAGGGCGAGGCGGCAGCUGGAAGUGUCGCGACCGCCGGGGCUUCUGGCCGGACCAAGGGCGAAUCUCGUAUACGGCGGCCCAUGAACGCCUUCAUGGUUUGGGCGAAGGACGAGCGCAAGCGGCUAGCGCAGCAGAAUCCAGACCUACAUAACGCCGAACUGAGCAAGAUGCUAGGCAAGUCGUGGAAGGCACUGACGCUGGCGGAGAAACGUCCUUUCGUGGAGGAGGCCGAGCGGCUACGCGUGCAACACAUGCAGGACCACCCCAACUACAAGUACCGGCCGCGGCGCCGAAAGCAGGUGAAGCGGCUGAAGAGGGUGGAGGGCGGCUUCCUGCAUGGCCUUGCAGAUCCGCCAUCAGCCGUGUUGGGUCCCGAGGGCGGUCGCGGGGGCAUGGACGGUCUGGGCCUGCCUUUCGCGGAUCAGGGCUUUCCCUCGGGCGCGCAGCUGCUGCCCCCGCACAUGGGCGGCCACUACCGCGACUGCCAGGGCCUGGGCGCGCCCCCACUCGACAGCUACCCGCUGCCCACCCCCGACACGUCCCCGCUGGACGGCGUGGAGCCGGAUGCGGCCUUCUUCGCAGCUCCACUGCCCGCGGACUGCCCGGCGACUUCGGGCGCUUACAACUACCCGCAGGCCUCGGACUACGUCGGGCCUCCAGAGCCACACACAGCACCCCUGCACGCCCGGCUGGGUCCCGAGCCCGCGGGCCCCGCUCUGCCAGGCCUUCUGGCGCCCCCCAGCGCCCUGCACAUGUACUACGGCUCUUUGGGUUCACCGGCGGCUACGGGCAGCGCGCGCUGCUUCCAGAUGCAGCCUCCGCAGCACCCACCGGGGCCCGGGCAGCCAUCGCCACCUCCUGAGGCGCUGCCCUGCCGGGACAGCGCGGACCCAACCCAACCAGCCGGACUCCUUGGGGAAGUGGACCGCACGGAGUUUGAACAGUAUCUGCAUUUCGUGUGCAAACCCGAGAUGGGCCUCCCUUACCAGGGCCAUGACUCUAGUGUGAAUCUCCCGGACAGUCACGGGGCUCUCUCCUCCGUGGUGUCUGAUGCCAGUUCUGCGGUAUAUUACUGUAAUUAUCCUGACGUUUGA
Messenger RNA from Chrysochloris asiatica (Cape golden mole), 1299 nucleotides. It is a transcript of the gene SOX17, whose product is annotated as SRY (sex determining region Y)-box 17. NCBI's taxonomy places the organism in Eukaryota, Metazoa, Chordata, Mammalia, Afrosoricida, Chrysochloridae. Gene Ontology annotation, molecular function: RNA polymerase II cis-regulatory region sequence-specific DNA binding; DNA-binding transcription activator activity, RNA polymerase II-specific. Gene Ontology annotation, biological process: vasculogenesis; heart development; angiogenesis. The record is from RefSeq and is a predicted model, not a curated record. The coding region runs from base 73 to 1299 and encodes 408 amino acids. The transcript is spliced from 2 exons.